Molecule: messenger RNA, 550 nt
Organism: Lineus longissimus
Lineage: Eukaryota; Metazoa; Nemertea; Pilidiophora; Heteronemertea; Lineidae
Product: small ribosomal subunit protein uS13
Exons: 5
Coding region: 38-496 (152 amino acids)
Biological process (GO): translation
Cellular component (GO): small ribosomal subunit; ribosome; cytosol
Molecular function (GO): RNA binding; structural constituent of ribosome
Source: RefSeq, a predicted model, not a curated record
CGCCAGAGCACUUCCUUUUUCCUGUUUGGCCGCAAUCAUGUCACUCGUGAUACCAGACAACUUCCAGCACAUUCUUCGUGUGAUGAACACGAAUAUUGAUGGUAAACGAAAGAUCAUGUUUGCCAUGACGGCAAUCAAGGGUGUUGGUCGACGAUAUGCCAAUGUUGUUCUCAAGAAGGCUGACAUCGACCUGAAGAAGAGGGCUGGUGAACUCAGCGAGGAAGAGGUCGAUCGUAUGAUGACGAUUAUGCAGAACCCUCGACAGUACAAGAUCCCCGAUUGGUUCCUCAACAGACAGAAAGAUAUCAAGGAUGGCAAAUACAGCCAGAUUAUGUCGAACGCUCUCGACAGCAAGAUGAGAGAGGAUCUGGAACGUCUCAAGAAGAUUAGGGCACACAGAGGACUUCGACACUACUGGGGCCUGCGUGUCCGUGGUCAGCACACCAAGACGACUGGUCGACGUGGAAGAACUGUGGGUGUGUCCAAGAAGAAGUAAACUAGAUUAUUAUUCUGUAUAAAGAUGAAAAUGAAAAAAAAUUAAGAAAUCUAA